This is a messenger RNA of Temnothorax curvispinosus, 1017 nucleotides long. RefSeq lists its product as uncharacterized. Gene Ontology annotation, molecular function: nucleic acid binding; zinc ion binding. The record is from RefSeq and is a predicted model, not a curated record. The transcript has a single exon. NCBI's taxonomy places the organism in Eukaryota, Metazoa, Arthropoda, Insecta, Hymenoptera, Formicidae. Bases 1 to 1017 code for a protein of 338 amino acids.
AUGGGGGGAAAGCCGCGCUCGCGACUGUCCCCGCCGUCUCGACCACCCAGACUGCCAGAGGGGAAGACAAGACCGCCUCGAGGGCCCCCGCUGGAGCCUCGGGGACGCGGCAAAAGGGAGCCGUUACGUCGGAUGUACCCCGACGAGCCUCCCAGCCUGAGCCCGAGCGAAGGUGGUAGGGAGGCGGAAGAUGAGGAAGGGGGAGGCCCUAUUCUCGCCCCCUCUUCUUUCCGCCCCGGAGAAACCAGUAAGACCGGCGCGGCAAGAUCUUUAGGUCAGACUGCGCCAGCCAAGAAGACGAGGCGGCAGCUCCCGAGGGCAACCGCCGUCAUUAUUAUUUGCCCCGAGGGGCAGUAUGGUAAAGUGAUGGCGGAGAUCCGGAGGAGGGUUAGCCUUCAGGAUCUAGGGGUAGGUGAGUUCCGGGUGAAACGCGCAAUCACCGGAGCUCUCACCCUGGAGGUCCCGGGACCAGACAGUUUCAAGGCGGACCUACUCUGCCAGCGCGUGGCAGAGGCGGUCGCUGGAAGGGUGGGAGUCAGAGUCGCCAGGCCCGUUAAGACUGCGGAAAUCCGCGUCAAUGGCCUGGACGACUCUGUCUCCACGGCCGAGUUGGCGGAAACGCUGGCGCGCAAAAGCGCGUGCCCCGCCAGCUUGAUACAGGUGGGGCCCAUAAGACGGGCCCCAAGUGGAACAGGGACCGCGUGGGUUCGCUGCCUUCUUGCUGCGGCCAAUAGGGUCGUGGCGGAGUGUAGGCUUACGGUGGGCUGGGCACUGGCAGGGGUCGAUCUCUUGGAGCAGCGGCCCCUGCAGUGCUUCAGGUGCCUGGAGGGGGGAUAUGUCCGGGCACAAUGCCGCAGUGAGAUUGACCGUUCCGGUCAAUGUUACCGCUGCGGCGAGCCCGGACAUAGGGCCCAGAAUUGUGCAGCGCCUCUCCGGUGCCCUCUCUGUUUUAAGGAGGGCGCACCGGCGCACAGUGGGGCGAAUCUAUCAAAAACCGGAUAUUGGACGAAAAAAUAA